UUUUCCCUCUGUCAUGGUGUGGACACCUGUGCUGAGACCUCUCGCAGCGAUAUGGAGAGCAGAAGUAGACUUUUGACCUGUCUCCUGUUGGCUGCGCAUCUGUGGGUGUGCGUGUCUCAAGUCCUCCGGAUCGGUGGGAUCUUUGAGACCAGGGAGAGUGAGCUGGUGAGCAUGGACGAGCUGGCCUUUAAGUUUGCAGUGAACAACAUCAACCGCAACAAGACGCUUAUGCCCAACACCACUCUGACCUACGACAUUCAGAGGAUCAACGUGUUUGAUGGCUUUGAGGCAUCCAGGAGAGUGUGUGACCAGUUGGCUCUAGGGGUGGUGGCGGUUUUCGGCCCGUCUCACAGCUCCUCUGUCAGUGCUGUUCAGUCCAUCUGUAAUGCUCUAGAGGUGCCCCAUAUCCAAACACGCUGGAAACACCCGUCUGUGGACAAUAAAGACACCUUCUUCAUAAACCUGUACCCCGAGUACACCGCCAUCGCCCGCGCAAUCCUGGAUGUGGUCACCUUCUUCAAAUGGAGGAAACUCACUGUAGUCUAUGAGGACAGCACAGGCCUAAUGCGAAUGCAGGAGUUGAUCAAAGCUCCAGCAAAGUUCAACCUCAAAGUGAAGAUCCGUCAGUUGACCCCAGGAAACCAGGACGCGCGGCCGCUGCUCAAAGAACUGAAGAAAGACAAGGAAUUCUUUAUCAUCUUUGACUGCACCUACCGCAUGGCGUCAGAGCUGCUCAAACAGCUCUCGUCGAUGGGGAUGAUGACUGAAUACUAUCAUUUCUUCUUCACCACUUUGGACCUGUUUGCCCUGGACUUGGAGCCGUACCGCUACAGUGGAGUCAACAUGACGGGUUUCAGGCUGCUGAACAUCGAUGACCCCUGGGUGACCUCUACCAUGGAUAAGUGGGCUAUGGAGCGUCUGCAGGGCCCCAAACAGGACAGCAGCCUGAUGGACGGUAUCAUGACGACAGACGCUGCGCUCAUGUACGAUGCGGUGCACAUGGUUGCCGUGGCGUCUCAGAGGGCCACUCAGAUGACGGUCAGCUCUUUGCAGUGUCACCGCCACAAGCCCUGGAGGUUCGGUCCGCGCUUCAUGAACCUGUUCAAAGAGGCGCAGUGGGACGGCUUGACGGGACACAUUGUUCUUAAUAAGACAGAUGGCCUGAGGAGGGACUUUGAUUUGGACAUCAUCAGCCUGAAAGAGGACGGCACUGCCAGGGGUCUUACUGACGGUGGGAACAGGCUCACCAAACGAUGGAUCAAGAUCGCCGUGUGGAACUCGUACACCGGCAUGAACCUGACGGAGAGCGACCGAGACAAGAAUAACAAUGUGACUGACUCUCUGGCCAACAGGACGCUCAUUGUCACCACGAUUCUGGAAAAUCCAUAUGUGAUGUAUAAAAAGUCCGACAAAGAGCUUGUGGGAAAUGAUCGAUUUGAAGGUUACUGUCUGGACCUGCUGAAGGAGCUGUCCAACAUCUUAGGCUUUACAUAUGAAGUGAGACUGGUGGCUGAUGGGAAAUAUGGAGCCCAAAACGACAAAGGAGAAUGGAACGGAAUGGUCCGGGAACUCAUCGACCAUGUGGCCGACCUCGCUGUGGCUCCUCUGACCAUCACGUAUGUGCGGGAGAAAGUAAUAGACUUCUCCAAGCCGUUCAUGACACUUGGCAUCAGUAUUCUGUACCGCAAACCCAACGGCACCAACCCGGGCGUCUUCUCCUUUCUCAACCCCCUUUCCCCGGACAUUUGGAUGUACGUGCUCCUGGCGUGUACUGGGGUCAGCUGUGUACUCUUUGUUAUUGCCAGAUUCACUCCUUAUGAAUGGUACAACCCACAUCCCUGCAACCCCUCCUCCACAUUGAUCCAAAACAACUUCACUUUACUCAACAGCUUCUGGUUUGGGGUCGGCGCGCUCAUGAGACAAGGUUCGGAGCUGAUGCCCAAAGCCCUGUCCACUCGGAUCGUUGGUGGGAUCUGGUGGUUCUUUACACUGAUCAUUAUAUCUUCAUACACGGCCAACCUGGCUGCCUUCCUCACAGUGGAGAGAAUGGACGCGCCCAUAGACUCAGCAGACGACCUCGCCAAACAGACACGCAUCGAGUACGGAGCAGUGCGGGACGGGUCCACCAUGACCUUCUUUAAGAAAUCCAAAAUCUCCACAUAUGAGAAGAUGUGGGCGUUCAUGAGCAGCAGGAAGAACACUGCUUUGGUGAAGAACAACAAAGAAGGCAUCACCCGAGUCCUCACCACGGACUACGCCAUGUUGAUGGAGUCUACCAGCAUUGAGUACAUCAGCCAGAGGAACUGCAACCUGACGCAGAUCGGAGGGCUCAUAGACUCUAAGGGCUACGGUGUGGGCACGCCAAUAGGUUCUCCAUACCGCGACAAAGUGACCAUAGCCAUUCUUCAGCUGCAGGAGGAGGGAAAGCUGCACAUGAUGAAGGAGAAGUGGUGGAGGGGGAAUGGCUGCCCCGAAGAGGACAACAAAGAGGCCAAUGCUCUCGGGGUGGAGAAUAUUGGGGGCAUAUUCAUUGUGCUGGCAGCCGGGCUUGUGUUGUCUGUGUUUGUGGCCAUUGGAGAGUUCAUCUACAAGGCCCGCCGGAACGCUGAUAUAGAGGAGUGCAUGUCAGUGAGCGCUCUGAUGGAGGAGCUGGGCCUCUCUCUGCAGUGUUACAAAGGCACCAGGCGGAGGUCCCGAGCCCACAGUAUCCCACACUCCACCUGUAUGUUCUGCCAACCCCAUCGCAGCACCAAGAGAGACGAAACAACCCGGGACUCUAGCAUUUGACCUCUGAACUUUGACCCGGAGCAGGAGCUGUUGAUGAAUUUGUGACACUUUUACCCUUGUCAUUGUGUGUAAGUCUAUCACAUCUACAGUAGGUAUAGUGUUGUCCUGGUGAUCAACUAAGACGGUUAGUAGUAAUAACUAAAGGAAGUAACACUCUUCUCAACACUGCCAUUGUGUAAAUGAAAAACAUGGAUUUUCAAUAAAGCAUUUUUACAUUUUUCUAU
Molecule: messenger RNA, 3011 nt
Organism: Periophthalmus magnuspinnatus
Lineage: Eukaryota; Metazoa; Chordata; Actinopteri; Gobiiformes; Gobiidae
Gene: grik1a
Product: glutamate receptor, ionotropic, kainate 1a
Exons: 17
Coding region: 52-2787 (911 amino acids)
Biological process (GO): modulation of chemical synaptic transmission; monoatomic ion transport; synaptic transmission, glutamatergic
Cellular component (GO): postsynaptic membrane; kainate selective glutamate receptor complex; plasma membrane
Molecular function (GO): transmitter-gated monoatomic ion channel activity involved in regulation of postsynaptic membrane potential; kainate selective glutamate receptor activity
Source: RefSeq, a predicted model, not a curated record